AUGGGAGUACCAUCUGUGUCUACAAAUCUUUCCGGUUUCGGUUGUUUCAUUCAGCAAAACGUAAUGGAUGCCGCAUCAUAUGGUAUUUACGUGAUUGAUCGUCGGUUCAAAGAUUGUGAAGGUUCAAUACGUGAUUUAGCACAAGUAUUAUACGACUUUUGCGGGCUUUCACGGCGUCAACGUAUCAUAAUGCGUAAUCGUACAGAACGAUUAAGUGAACUGUUAGAUUGGAGAAGUUUGGGAGUAUUUUACAGAGAUGCACGAAGGAUGGCAUUGGAAAGAUUACAUCCAAAUGUGGAUGAAAUAAUCGAUAAUAAUAUUGGGAAAGUACCAUCAGCUUCACAAAGUCGUUGGCCAAGCCCUUCUGAUACCAGCGAAAGUGAUGAAUAA
This is a messenger RNA of Loa loa (African eye worm), 390 nucleotides long. Its product is annotated as glycogen synthase. The record is from RefSeq and is a predicted model, not a curated record. The coding region runs from base 1 to 390 and encodes 129 amino acids. Gene Ontology annotation, cellular component: cytoplasm. Gene Ontology annotation, molecular function: alpha-1,4-glucan glucosyltransferase (UDP-glucose donor) activity. NCBI's taxonomy places the organism in Eukaryota, Metazoa, Nematoda, Chromadorea, Rhabditida, Onchocercidae. The transcript has 3 exons. Gene Ontology annotation, biological process: glycogen biosynthetic process.